AGAUUAAUUGCGACAUUAGGCUUCGAUUUCAACAAAAAGGAAACUCAGAGAAAAAGAGAGAGAUCUUCGAAAAGGGGACGAACAGAAGCAGAUAAAGUAGCUUUUGGGUUCCCUUUUCAGUUUUCAUAGCAAUUUCCGAUCCAAAAUCCGUUUCCAAUUACAGAGAAAUGGAAUCCUGACUCGGAUCUUCGCCAUUGUAGACCACGUGGAGAUCUCUCUCUUUUCGUCGUCAUCGUCCACCGAAGCCACCAUUCUCUAUUAUAUAUUCUCGAUCGGAGCCUGCUCACAUUCACGUUCACCCAUCGUCUUCUUCACAGUCCUGGCGAUUCUCUUUUUUGUUUCAAAUUAAGCCCUAAAAUCCCAUUUUAUAUUCGCUCCAUUAUCUCCAUUUGUAUGCGUGUGAUUGUGGUUUUUUUAUAGUCACGCGCACAUACAUAUUUGAUCUCUUUUACAGCUCCUUUCGUUGUCUGCGGAAUUUCCCUUGUUUUACCUUUGAAUUUGGGUAUUGGAUAUGGCGGAUGUUAAUGGUGGAGUCGUCCGGGAGAAGCUCAUUAUCGACACCGACCCUGGAAUCGAUGAUGCCAUGGCCAUCUUCAUGGCAUUUCAAAGCCCGGCGUUGGAUGUCUUGGGAUUAACAACAGUUUUUGGCAAUGUCUUAAUUGAAGAUGCCACGCGUAAUGCCUUGCUUCUGUGUGAGAUAGCAGGCCGUUCGGAUAUUCCUGUGGCUCAAGGCAGCUCUGAACCCCUGAAAGGUGGAACACCGCGUGUUGCUGACUUUGUACAUGGUUCUGAUGGACUUGGAAAUGUAUUUCUGCCACCCCCCAAAACGAAGAAGAUUGGAAAGUGUGCUUCUGAGUUUUUAAUUGAGAAGGUCUCUCAGUAUCCCGGUGAAGUGUCUAUACUUGCACUUGGGCCCCUCACAAAUUUGGCUCUCGCAAUCAAAAGCGACUCUACCUUUGCUAGCAAGGUGAAAAGGAUUGUCAUACUUGGUGGUGCUUUCUUUGCGUUAGGGAAUGUAAAUCCUGCUGCUGAAGCAAAUAUUUAUGGAGACCCGGAAGCAGCAGAUGUCGUAUUCACAUCUGGAGCAAACAUUGUUAUCAUUGGGAUAAAUAUCACAACACAAGUUAAACUUACAGAUGACGACCUCCUUGAAAUAAAGGAAUCCAAAGGAAAACAUGCUCAAUUCAUAUAUGAUAUAUGCAAAUUCUACCGAGAUUGGCAUGUCAAGUCUGACGGGGUUUAUGGCAUUUUCCUUCAUGAUCCUGUUUCGUUCGUUGCUUUAGUCCGCCCCGACCUUUUUACGUACAAGACUGGUGUUGUGAGAGUUGAAACUCGGGGCAUCUGUGUUGGCCAUACAUUGAUGGAUCAAGGGCUAAAGAAAUGGAAUUCGAGCAAUCCAUGGUCAGGAUAUUCCCCCGUUUCUGUUGCGUGGACUGUUAAAGUGGAUGAAGUCACUAAUUACGUUAAGGAGCUAUUGAAGAAACCGUGAGUUUUGAAUGCUGGAUUGCCAUUGAAAUGCCAUAAGCAUAGGAAGCGUAGUCUAUGUUUGCUGGUCCAUCCUUUUUUUUUUUGCUCCUCGAACUCUCCUUUUCUUGUAGUGGAAAAGCAUAUAACAUUCUGUGUUAUAUAAAUAACAGGAAUCUCAAAUUGAUGAACACUCCACUUAAUCUUGUGGAUAUUUGAACAAGUAUUUAGUUCUUCACUGGAAUUGUCUUUCGCCUUUUUAGUUAAUGUUAAAGAUCUGAAGCUACUGCUACCGAUUGCUAUGA
Molecule: messenger RNA, 1769 nt
Organism: Momordica charantia (bitter melon)
Lineage: Eukaryota; Viridiplantae; Streptophyta; Magnoliopsida; Cucurbitales; Cucurbitaceae
Gene: URH1
Product: uridine-ribohydrolase 1
Biological process (GO): purine nucleoside catabolic process
Cellular component (GO): cytosol
Molecular function (GO): purine nucleosidase activity
Source: RefSeq, a predicted model, not a curated record